Cloeon dipterum is the source of this 5987-nucleotide messenger RNA. RefSeq names its product cadherin-74A (gene Cad74A). Gene Ontology annotation, cellular component: plasma membrane; catenin complex. Gene Ontology annotation, biological process: homophilic cell-cell adhesion. Gene Ontology annotation, molecular function: calcium ion binding; cadherin binding. The transcript is spliced from 23 exons. Bases 345 to 5840 code for a protein of 1831 amino acids. NCBI's taxonomy places the organism in Eukaryota, Metazoa, Arthropoda, Insecta, Ephemeroptera, Baetidae. The record is from RefSeq and is a predicted model, not a curated record.
AUCGCAGUGUUGCCAGUUUACACGAGAAAAAGGUCGGCAGCAGCAUCACGCUGGCUCUAUCCUUUGACAAAGAAACACCGUUCUUUUUUCUCAUAUGAGAAGAGGUUUCGACAAAGUGCACGCACGAAAAGAAUGGAAACCAAGAAAAAAUAGUCCUGGAGGAAUUGUGUGUGAGCGUGUCUUUGGUGUUAGUGUGGCGAGGAAUCUUCUGAUGUUUGUGUGGUGAAACAACGUGAGCGGCCGGAGAUCAUUUCAACCCUUGAUAUGCGGUAGAGGGUGAUUUUUGACACUGUCUUUGUCUUUGGCGUACCCUCUUAUUCACCCGCUACAAAAUCAGUAAAAAAAUGCGAGCAUCUUUCUUAAUUUUUGUCACCAUACUCGCUGCCUGCGCGAAUGGACAGCAAAACAAACCUCCACGUUUCUUGCCUGGGGGAGACAUGCUUCGAAUAUCUGUACCUGAGGAUGCCGCUGUAGGCACGUCGAUUUACACCUUAAAAGGCGAAGACCCUGACGGAGGAGAGGUCCACUACAGCAUAAGCGGCCAGACGUUUGAAGUGAACCGUAAUACCGGUGUAGUGACUCUGGCACGACCGCUUGACCGAGAGAAGCAGGACCUCAUUGAAGUUAUCAUCAGCAUUACAGAUACCGCUCCUCGUGGAUACGAACCUAACACUGUAUCAUUACGGAGAGAAAUUACGGUGAUCGACAGAAACGACAACGCACCGCAGUUUGCAAAUAAGCCUUACUCUCUGAGCAUUCCUGAAAACACGCGAGCGGGAAACGUGGUGUACGACAGAGUCGUCAUCACGGACGCCGACAGCGAUGGCAACGGAGAAGUUACUGUAACUUGCGACCCAAUCAAAUCUACUCCGAGAGGCGCGUGCAACACUUUUGGCAUAAAACUCGUCGAAACAACCAAUUAUCGGAGCACUCGUCAAGCGCGAAACUACACGUGCCAAUUGGUGCUAAAUGAGCCGCUUGACUUUGAGUACCGCUCUUCCUACAGUCUUUUUCUGACUGCCACCGACAACCCCUUUGACCAAAGAACAAAGCUAAGGGCGACUGCAACUGUUUCCGUGCAGGUUGAAGAUGUUCAAGACCAACCACCAGUAUUUCUUAACGCGCCUUACACUUCGUCUUUGCCGGAAGGGACGGCUCAGGGCGUUUCCAUUUUGCAAGUUAGAGCCAAAGACGGCGACGCUGGCAACCCGAGGAAAAUCUUUUUGGCGAUUGAAGGCGAUUAUGGAAAUCAUUUUGAGUUGGUGCCCGAUGAGAUGCAAAGCGGAAAUGAAGUGUCUGCCAUUUUACUCACGACUAAUGUCCCACUGGAUAGGGAAAGCCCUGCAAUUUUGGAAAGUGGAGGAAUCUACUCAUUUAAUAUAACUGCUCGGGAAGAAGGAGAUUUCGGUCUUGCUGGCGAAUCCUCAAGCACACAGGUGAUGAUAGUUGUUACAGACGUGGAUGACCAUUUGCCAAAAUUCAAUAAGGACAAAAUCACAAUCCAAAUUUCUGAAGAUAUAAGGAAACAUUCGCCACUUCCUGGAUUAAACUUAAUAGUCAAUGAUGAGGACUUUAGUGAAAAUUCAUUUUACAAACUCCACAUCCGCUCUACCGGCAACAGUGACUUGGACAACGUCUUGUCUGUCAACCCCUCGUCUGGUUCUGGUCACACUCCUAUUAAUAUUAGGGUGGAAGAUACAUCUGCAUUUGAUUAUGAUGAGCCCAUUAACGAAGACCACUCUCUAGAAUUCGAAGUUUUGGCCAUAGUCAUGAAAGACGGUCAAGAAAUGGUGGCGGCUAAGUCGCUUGUUAAAAUAGAAUUGUUGGACGCGAACGACAACGCACCAGCUUUUUACAAGAGCUCGUACAAGUUAACCAUUCCCGAGAGCAUGAAACCUGGAUUUUUGUUGGAGGACAUCAAAGCCAGUGAUCCAGACAGCGGGGAUUUUGGAAAAAUUCAUUACUCACUGCAAGGCUUUGGCGCAGAGCGGUUCAGCACCGACGUCAUAAGCGGCGGGAUAUAUUUAGCAAAAAAUUGCCCAAAGAAUGGAUGCGUUGACUAUGAAACACAGAGGUCUUACUCGCUUACCCUGACUGCCAAAGACGGAGGGGGAAAAUUCAGCACUACUAGCAUCCAAAUUGAUAUAGCGGACGUAAAUGACAAUGCACCAAAAUUCCAGCAGUCUGAAUACCGUCGCACGUUCCUUGAAGGCGAAACAAGUUUUAACCCACAGCUCUUUGUCAGGGCAGUGGAUGUCGACGGCCCCGCGCAAGGAAACGGAGCCAUAACCUACUCCAUCGCAACCUCAAAUGCGCCUGAAGGAGCUUUCCAAGUGGAUCCAGAUACUGGCGAAUUGAAAUUACUGAAGCCUGCAGCCGCGGGCGACACUCUGUUCGGCCAGUACGAACUUAAAAUCAGAGCUAGCGACCAUGGAUCCCCUGAGUCCCUCCAUUCAGAAGCCUCGGUCAUUAUCAGGGUUGGGGUACCUGGAAAUCAGCAGCCCGUUUUUAAGGGUGGUCCGAUUUUUGAUUCAAAAGUUAACGAGAAUGUGGAAUCAGGCAAGCCUGUGAUAAACAUUACCGCCCACGAUCCAGACGGCCAAGAUACCGAGUUGACAUAUAAAAUAGUGGCGGGGGCGAGGGAUAAUUUUGUUAUCGACCAGUAUUCUGGCCUCAUUUCUGUGGCUCCUGGAGGCAUUUCUGAGAGGGAGGAUUUCAAAAUACUCGUUGCAGCAAUUGACGAUGGAAAACCGUACAGGGCAACUGCAACAGCCACAGUAAACGUCCACGUCAUAGACAUAAAUAAUGAGCCUCCUAAAUUUGACGAAGAUUAUUACGAAAAGCAUAUAUCAGAGCGCUUGGAGGUUGGCGAAUCUGUCCUCCAAGUCUCCGCUUCUGACUCGGAUUUGGAUGCAAAGUUAAAAUACUCGAUAAUCGAUCCGCAGUAUGUGAAAGAUAAAACUGGGGUAGAGAUUCAACUGACUUCAAACAAGUACUUUGAAAUCAACUCAACAAGCGGGAACAUUUACCUUGUUCGAAAAUUGGAUCACGAGAUUGCUGCAGUCAUCACUUUCAAUGUGAUGGUUGUGGACGAAAAUGCUCAAGAAAAUGUGGAUCUGCAGAAUGCAACAUGCGAGGUCACCUUUUUCGUGGAAACAUACAAUGAUAAAAAUCCUGUGUUUAAUGAACCAUGGAGUCCAAGCAGUCCCGUUUACAAAAUAAAAAUUGGUGACCAGAGAAGUCUGGGCACGGAAUUGCUAACUCUCUCUGCAAGGGAUCCGCUUAGGGGAGGAUUUCCUACUUCAAAAUUUCAGCUUCUUGAAAAUGACGACGAAAUUGUCACUUUGACGCCAGACAAUCGCCUCGUUCUAAACAAAGAUUUGCCAUACGAUCUAAACAAUAAGACUUUUAAGGCUUUGAUUAGAACGGAAGCUGACGGAGAACAAGAUCGAUUUAGCGAAGCCACGGUUAUUAUUGAACUGGAUGAUAUCAACCACUACACUCCUAGCUUUACUCAAAGGACAUACAAAAGCAGAAUAGCUGAAAACGCUAGAUACCCAACUACGGUACUGGCAGUAAAUGCAACGGACAAUGAUGACCAAAGUAGCCCCUCUGGUCACGGUUUAGUGCGAUAUUCGUUGACAGGAUCUGGCUCACAACUCUUCACAAUUGAUCCCAUAACUGGCAUAAUUAGUGUCGCGAAAGGUGCAAUUUUGGAUAGGGAAACGCAACCGCAGCUUAAUUUUUACGCUGUGGCGGUUGAUACGCCAAACGGGGGACCAGAACAACGGAAAUCAACAACACAUAUUGAAAUUGACGUAUUGGAUGUAAACGAUAACCCUCCGAAAUUUGAAACACCUCAAUACACGGCCGUGAUUCCCGAAAAUGUCAACGUGACUUGGAGGGUGAUUAAAGUAGCUGCCAGAGACCCUGAUGAAUCCGUGAGCGGGGAAGUAGAAUACGAAUUUGCCGAUUUGGGAGAUGCUCAAGGCCUUUUGUCGAUUAAUACAUCGACUGGUGAGAUCCGCACAAAGUCUUUGCUGACUGGCAAAGGUCGUCAUGACCCUUACGCGAUUCAAGUGCGUGCUGUCGACUUGGGCCAGCCGUCGCUCCAUGCAGAUGUUCCGCUGUACCUAUACAUUAGCGACGUGGCUCAAAACGACGGCAUUCCCGUUUUCUUGCGGCCAAUGCCUAAUGAGACUGCUUUCAUCGCAGAGAAUUCUACUAUCGGGUCACCAGUAUUCCAGGUCAUUGCAAAGGAUCCCGACGAUUCAAAUACCGCAAAUGGAAUGAUUUCAUACAAGCUCUUGGACAAUGAAAAGUUUUCAAAGGAUACACUAGCUUUCAGAAUCGACCGCGAGACCGGGCUGAUUACAACGAGGCAACCAUUGGACCGCGAAAGACAGUCAGACUACACACUUAUUGUUGAGGUGCAAGAUGAUGGGUCACCACCGAAAAAAGCGUCUAGUAUAUUGAGAAUAGAAGUCACAGACGUUGACGAUCACAAACCCAUCUUCCAGCGCUCAAUAGUAAGCGACGAAAAAGAGUUUCGUAUUCGAGAAGAUUCUGCGCCAGGUUUAGAAAUUGGAUCAGUAGCCGCUGUGGACGGAGACACGAAUGAAAAUGCUGACAUCAAUUACGCAAUAAUAUUCGGGAACGACGAAAGAAUAUUUAACAUCACCCGUACUGAUGACAAUAAGGGAAAAAUCACACUUAACAAACAAGUGGACAGGGAAAUAAAAGAAGAUCACGUCAUAACUAUAAAAUGUUUCCCGGCACGAACGCGUUCACCUGUAAUGAGGAAAGAAUACAAUCCACAGGACCCUUCUGAAAUUCAAGUUAAAAUUAUUGUUCAAGAUGUUGACGAUAACGUGCCUGUAUUCAAACAAGGAAAUCUCACUGUCGGAGUGAGAAUCUUUGUGCCGGUCGACACGCCACUGGUGACUGUUGAGGCUACUGAUAAUGACGCAAACGCUCCUGAAAUGCAUUAUAAGCUUUUAAAGGCUGAAUUCGACCGCCCAGGAUUAGCGGAAAUGACCGUGGAUGAAGACACGCCGAUUUUCCGGCUGAAUGAAAGAACUGGCGAGUUGCACACCGCUACAUCAAUGGCGCCUUUUGCCGAUGGAAUUUUUACUCUUUACAUCACAGCGUUCAACAGCGAAGAAAUGAAAGGAAGUGCAAACACGACAAUAAAGGUAUUCGUAUGGAGGGACUCUGAGUUGUUGAAAUUCGUCUUUGCCAAACCUUUGGCCGAAGUCAGGAGGACCCUACCUCAAUUUAAAGCAGAUCUGGAGGCAUCACUAUCAGACGACGCAAAACUCAACAUUUAUGACACCCAAUACCUUAUUAAAAAGAGCGGAAGCAUUGAUUUUGGGACCACAGCAUCGUGCUUCCAACUGCUUGGAGAUAAUUACCUAAACUUGACGUCCAUGCAAAAUAUGUUGGCGUACGAGAACAACCCAGCACUGUCAAAGAUAUUCGAUCGCUAUGGAGUUCAAGCAGUUGAGCGCUGCUCUCCAAUUGCGGGAAAGGUCAAAGCAACAACCGUACAAAUUUGGGUUUUAAUUAUAGCAGCCUUAGUUGGAUUUUUAUCUUUAAUUGCAUCAAUAUUCCUCUGCUGCUCACACAGCAGAUAUUCCAAAAAAAUUAGGAGGACAUUAAGAAGAGAUGAUUAUAGUUCACAUAGCAAUGAGGGCUACGCUUAUGUUGUGUCCCACGCCGGAUCUAUUUUGCGCAACCCAGCGCCAUCAGUCAUUUCCCAGAGUUUCCACGGUUCUGAGUGGCCUGCUGAGUUCAUAGGGACUCCAGCGAGUUUACUUCCUCCAGGAGUUGUAACGUGAUAUUAUGAACACUUUUAAUGGUGCCAAUGUUAAAUCCGAGCUUAAUAACCUGUAUGAUUUUUAUACAAAGUGCUGUAAGAAAAAUGCUAUAUAUAAUGAAUAAAUUAAUUAAUUAAUCCCCUUAAGUUGCUAUUCAUGUGAGUAUAA